UGAUGGAGAAUCAGCCGCCCCUCACAUCACCGGAUGGUUCCAGUAAUAGAAAUCCCCAUUCUCCGUAUUACCGGGAUUCCUUUCAGGAAGAUCACACCAUCCCUCACCAUCAGCAGGGUGAAGAUUUGAAUGACGGGACAGUGCCAUAUGUAGAAGAGACAUCUUCAAUGGCUGAUGACCGAUGUCUGCAGGAUAUCCCUCCAGAGAUCAGCAGAGAUGCACACCUCACCGGGAGACGCUCAGAGGAACGUUCCACCUGUAGAAUGAUCAAGGAUGAAGUUGUAGAAGAUUCUCAAGGAGAAAACCGUGUUACCCCCAAUAUCCAUCCAGGACCUUACAGUGCAGAUACAUCUAAUUCCAAGAAUUCUUUUACCAAAGAGGCACAUUCUGUUUUGCCAAGCGUCCAUUUUGGACUCCAGAAUGUGGAUAGGUCAGUCAAUCCAUCUAUUUCUGAGGAACCCUCUCCCAUGGAGUUGGAUACUAUUGGCCCAAAUAUCCCUUCAGCACUUAGCAGAUCGCCAGAUCUCUCUUUCCCCAUUGAACCUCCCGAUAAAUUGCACACUGCCCCAAAUAUCAAACACGAGCCUCAUGGAUCCCCCCACCCCACUAAUCCCCAAGAAUCUUCUCUUGAUGUAUCCUGUACUCUCUCCCCAAAUAUCCAUCAGAGGCUGCAAAAUACAGACGAUUUGCUGGAUCUCGCUAAUCCCGAGGAAUCCACUCAAGAUAAACCCCAUACUGUUUCCUCAAAUAUGAAUCUGGGGCUUCACAAUACGGAUCGACCACCAGAGUCUAAAGAAUCCUCUCCCGUUAAGUCUCGCACAAUUAACUCAAAUAUCCAUUUAGAACUUAAGAGAUCACCAGAUUCCUCUCAUCCUGAGAGAUCUUCUUCUGCUCAAUCACAGACUGAUGUAAAUAUUAAUUCAGGAGUUGAUAGUUCAGACAGAGCAGUAGAUGCCUCCAAGCCGAAGCAAUCUUCUCCUAUAAAUGCCUAUAUUUUAACUCCAAGAAUCCAUUCAGCACAUUAUGGAUCUGGAUCAUCUGCCUUUUCCUUAAGUACCCCUCCAGGAGUUCCUAGUGUGGAUAGAUCAGCAGAUCCCUCUAAUCCCAGAGAAUCUUUUGCGACCAAAUCACAUUCUGUUACCCUAGAUAUGUAUCCAGAACCCUCCAAUGUACAUGGAUCACCCGUUCCCUUAAAUCCUGAGGCAUGCCAUCCCAUGCAGUCACAAACUGCUAGUGCAGAUAUGCAUUCAGAAUGCCACAGAUCACUGGAUCCCUGUUGUGUUGGUGAAUCGUCUACUACUUCAAAUACUAUUCACGAUGUCUAUUCAGGACCUCACAAUGUGGACAGAUCACUAGAUCCUGACAAAUCGUCUGCUACAUCACAUACUAUUCCGAAUGGCAAUUCAGGACCUUACAGUGCGGAAAGAAUACCGAAUCCCUGUUCUCUUAAUAAAUCUUUUGCUACAUCACAUACUUUUUCGAAUGGCAAUUCAGGACCGCACAGAUCGCUAGAUCCUGACGAAUCUUCUGCUACAUCACCUAUUUCACAUGUGAAUCCAGGACCUCACAGUGCAGAAAGAUUACCUGAUCCCCAUUAUCUUGACAAAUCUUUUGCUACAUCACCUACUACUAUUCCACAUGUCAAUUCAGUAACUCACAGCGUGGACAGAUCACAAGAUCCCUGUUAUCCUCAGGAAUCUUCAGCUACAUCACACACCAUUGCAAAUGUCAAUUCAGGACCUCACGGUGCAGAAAGAUUACAGGAGGAUCCCUCUUAUCCUCAUAAAUCUUCUGAUACAUCACCUACUAUUCCAAAUGUCAAUUCAGAAGUUCACAAUUCUGAUAAUCCACCCGAUCCUGUUAAGUCCUGGGUAUCUUUUCUCAUGAAGUUACAUGCCAGUGGAUCAAAUAUGCAUUCAUCUCUUACCACAUCACUGAAUCUGUCUGACCCCGAUGACUCUUGUGAUAAGCAACUUCCUGUCCCAAAUAUGAAUUCAGGAUUUCGUACUUCAUCCAGAUCACCAUUGUUUACUAAUCUUGGGGAAUCCUACCCUGAUAAAUCCAAUGCUGUCACUCCAAACCUCCAACCAGAUCAUUAUAAUGUAGAUAGAAUACCAGACCUUGCUCAUCCUGGAAAACCUCAGACUGUCACCCAAGAUGUUCAUCGGGAAUUACCCAGUGUGGAUAGAACACCAAGUUCUCCGGGAUCCUCUCUCACAAAGUCUCAUGUCUUAAUCCAGUCAAAAUUAAACAAAUCUCUGGAUCCCUCGUAUUCUGUUGAAUCUUCUACUUCAUCACAGACUCCGGCAAAUAUACAUUCAAGUUUUGACAAGGCAGAUGGGUCAACAGAUUACCUUGAUCCCGGAGCAUCUUCUCUCCUGAAGUCACAUACCGUUAGCUCGAAUACCCAGGCAAUGAUUAGAAGAUCACUGGAUCCUUCUUACCCUGUUGAACCCUCUGAAAUAUCGCAUACUGCCCUAAAUAUCAAUGCAGGACUUCACAGUACAAGCAGAUCACUGCAUUCCUCAAAUCCCAAUGAAUCGUCUCUUGAUACAUCCCAUACUGUCACUCAAAAUAUCCAUCACUGUGCAGAUAGAGCACUGUAUCGUACAAAUCCAGAGGAAUCCUCUGCUGAAAUACCCGACGCCCCAGAUAUCCAUCACAGUGUGAAUAGAACACCGGAUCCUGAGGUGUCCUGCCCUAUGAGGUCACAUAAUAUUACCUCAAAUACAUAUUCAGAGUUUAAUUCUCCAGAUCCAUCUGACAAAUCCUCCCUUGAAUCACAUACUGCUCCUCAUAUCCAUUCAGGCCUACAGACCACAGAUAGUUCUCAGGAUCCCCCCAUUGAUUAUUUGUUAUCCAAUAAAUUACUCAUUACCUUGAAUGUCCAUCCAGAACUUUACCUUAUGGAUAAAUCAUCCAUUCCUUCUUAUCCCGAAGAAUACUCUUCCAUUAAGUCACUAAUUAUUAGCCCAAAUAUCCGUUCUUUACGUGGGAGAUCACCGGAUCCUUCUUCUGAUGAACCUUCUGAUAAAUUGCAUACUGCUCCAAAUAUCAGUCUUGGAUUUCAGAGUGAGGACAGAUCACUGCAUUCUUCUUAUUCCGAGUUAUGUUCUGUCGCCCCAAAUAUCAAUUCGGAAAUUCACAGUGUGGAUACAAGCCUGGAUCGUGAGGUAUCUGAUCACAUGAAAUCACAGACUGUUACCACAAAUUUACAUUCACUUAACAGAUCACCAGAUUCGUGUUAUCCCGAUGAAUCUACUGCUAAGUCACAUUCGUCCCCAAAUAACUACGCAGGAGAUCACAUUCAAAGCAAAUCACUAGAAUCCCACAUAGCUGAGCUAUCUCCUCCCAAUGUAUCACUUAAUGUUGACUCAAAUGUCCUUCCUGAACAUGACAUUGCAAACAGAUCACCCAACAGCUCUUGUCCUAUGGAAUUCUGUCCCAUUAAGUCAUCCAUUGUUUCCCCCGAUAUCUGUUCAUUUAACAGAUCACCAGAUUCCUAUUAUUCUGAUGUAUCCUCUGAUGAAUCACCCUCGUCUCCAAAUAUCCAUGCAGGACAUCACAGUGAAAACAGAUCACCAGAUCUCUCCAUAGCUGAGCAGUUUUCUCCCAAUGUAUUACUUAAUGUUGACUCAAAUGCUCUACCAGAACAUCAAAGUGUGGAUAGAUCACCCAGCCACUCUGAUCCUAAGGAUUUAAUUCCCAUGGAGUCACACACUCUUAUGCCAAAUGUAGGAUCAGCAUUCCCGAGUGCGGACCGAUCACCAGGUCCCUCUAAACUUGACGAAUAUUCUAUUGAUGCAUCAAAUAUUCAUCCAAAAAGCUCUAUUAGAUCUCUGGAUCCGAUUUAUAAUCCCGAGGAACCUUCUCCUACCAAAAUGUAUACCGUUUGUCCAAUUACUCCUCCAGGACUUCAGAUUGUAGAUAGAUCACCAGAUCCUGAAGUAUCUUUUCACGCAAUGUCACAAUCGGUUAAUCAAGAUGCUCAUCUAGAACGUCACAAUGUGGAUAGCCCACCCAGUCCCUCUAACCCAAAAGAACCUAGCUCCAGGGAAUUACCUCCUAUUACAACAAAUAUUCUUCAAGAACUGUGCAAUGCUCCCCCAUGUCUGGAUUCCUCUGGCCUUAACACAAUGUCGCAAUCAGUUUCUCAAGAUGCUCCUCUAGAACGUCACAAUGUGGAUAGCCCACCCAGUCCUAACCCAAAAGAACCUGGCUCCAUGGAAUUACCUCCUAUUACAACAAAUAUUCUUCAAGAACUGUGCAAUGCUCCCCCUUGUCUGGAUUCCUCUGACCUUCACACCAUGUCACAAUCAGUUACUCAAGAUGCUCCUCUAGAACGUCACAAUGUGGAUAGCCCACCCAGUCCCUCUAACCCAAAAGAACCUGGCUACAUGGAAUUGCCUCCUAUUACAACAAAUAUUCUUCAAGAACUGUGCAAUGCUCCCCCAUGUCUGGAUUCCUCUGGCCUUCACACAAUGUCGCAAUCAGUUACUCAAGAUGCUCCUCUAGGACGUCUAAAUGUGGAUAGCCCACCCAGUCCCUCUAACCCAAAAGAACCUGGCUACAUGGAAUUACCUCCUAUUACAACAAAUAUUCUUCAAGAACUGUGCAAUGCUCCCCCAUGUCUGGAUUCCUCUGGCCUUAACACAAUGUCGCAAUCAGUUUCUCAAGAUGCUCCUCUAGAACGUCACAAUGUGGAUAGCCCACCCAGUCCUAACCCAAAAGAACCUGGCUCCAUGGAAUUACCUCCUAUUACAACAAAUAUUCUUCAAGAACUGUGCAAUGCUCCCCCAUGUCUGGAUUCCUCUGACCUUCACACAAUGUCACAAUCAGUUACUCAAGAUGCUCCUCUAGAACGUCACAAUGUGGAUAGCCCACCCAGUCCCUCUAAUCCAAAAGAACCUGGCUACAUGGAAUUACCUCCUAUUACAAGUAUUCUUCAAGAACUGUACAAUGCUCCCCCAUGUCUGGAUUCCUCUGGCCUUCACACAAUGUCGCAAUCGGUUACUCAAGAUGCUCCUCUAGAACGUCACAAUGGGGAUAGCCCACCCAGUCCCUCUAACCCAAAAGAACCUGGCUACAUGGAAUUACCUCCUAUUACAACAAGUAUUCUUCAAGAACUGUGCAAUGCUCCCCCAUGUCUGGAUUCCUCUGGCCUUCACACAAUGUCACAAUCAGUUACUCAAGAUGCUCCUUUAGAAUGUCACAAUGGGGAUAGCCCACCCAGCCCCUCUAACCCAAAAGAAUCUAGAUCCUCGGAAUCACCUCCUAUUACAACAGAUAUUCUUCAAGAACUAUGCAAUGCUCAUCGAUGUCUUGAUUCCACGGGCCUUCAUGAGUCUUUUCAAGCUCCCGCCCUAAAUAUCUACUAUGAAAAUCCUAGUGCUCAUAAUUUAGCUGAUCCCUUUGGUCCUGAGGAACUUGCACCCAAUGGGUCUCUUGCUAACACGCCAACUAACCAUCCAGAAAUUUGCAGCUUGGAUAAAUCACCUAAAUCCUCUGAGGAAUCUUCUUUGGAGAAGUCAUAUUAUGUUCUCCCAAACAUCCAAUUAGAACCUCACAAGGCUGAUCAAUCCCCAGACACCUCAAAUCUUCAGGAAACCUCUUUCAAGCAGACAUUUACGGUUACCCCAAAUAAUGCCUUGGCACUUCAUCAAACACUGGAAGCCUCUAAUUCUGAGGAGCAUUCUCAAGAUAAGUCACGUGCCCUAACCAUAAAACCCUCUAACCCGAGGCCGUCUCUUCCUGACCGAUCGGGUUGUGCGACUGGAAAUGCAGAUAAAAAUGGUCUCAGAGAAAUUUCAUGUCCAGUAUGUGGCCGAAGUUUUAGACGCCAGCCAAUAUUUCUGAAACAUUGGGGAAUUUACUGUGGGAAAAUCUUUAAAGAAAAGCCUUCUCGUAAGAAAAAACCUGACAAAAAGUCAUCCCCACCUGCUAAACGGGGAAAAUUGUUUAAAAAGAAAGAAGUUGUUCUCAAAGAACCAGAUACUCAGCAGUCCACGGGGCCUUAUCCAUGUCCUGAAUGUGGGAAAUUCUAUUCGCAGAAGUCAAAUCUCCUCCAGCAUCGGAGAAUUCAUACCGGCUUGAAGCCCUUUUCCUGUCUACAUUGCGGGAAGACAUUCACCAAGAAAAUAAGUCUUGUGACUCACAUCCGAAUUCAUUCUGGGGAAAAGCCAUUCAAGUGCAAACAGUGUGGGAAAUGUUUUGGCCAGCAGGGUCACCUCGAUAGACACCGCAAAAUGCACACUGGGGAGAAGCCCCAUCCAUGUCCUGAAUGCGAUAAAUCCUUCCUUCAGAAAUGUGAUCUGGUUAAACACCAGAGGAUUCACACGGGACAGAGACCUUAUCUGUGUCCUGAGUGUGGGAAGUCCUUCACGGAAACGUCAGGCCUUAAAAGACAUCGAAGACUUCACCGGUGAGAAAUAUCGACUACUGUGAUUUUCUUCAAGACACCAAAUCUGACCCAUCACAAAAUUCACACAAGAUAAGCGGGAAACCUAAUCGGAAGACCAGGUCCUGAAUUUGAUAAAGCCUUCCUUCGGAAAUGCUAUCUGGUUAAACACCGGAGGAUUCACACAGGACUGAGACCUUAUUUGUGUUCUGAGCGUGGGAAGUCGUUAACGGAGACCUUAGACCUUAAAAGACAUUGACGAUUUCAUAGGCGAGAGAUAUUGACUACUGUGAUCUUCUCCAAAAGACCAAAGACUACUGACAUAUUGACUACUGUGUUCUCCUCUAAUGCACACGGUCAGAAUUUCCAACAACAAAUGUUCGAUGUGAGCUUUUGGUCGGAUAUUCUGACCGUGUGUAGGCUCCA
Messenger RNA from Rana temporaria (common frog), 6823 nucleotides. RefSeq lists its product as uncharacterized. Lineage: Eukaryota; Metazoa; Chordata; Amphibia; Anura; Ranidae. Bases 3 to 6425 code for a protein of 2140 amino acids. The record is from RefSeq and is a predicted model, not a curated record. The transcript is spliced from 4 exons.